Symbiodinium natans is the source of this 1983-nucleotide messenger RNA. Lineage: Eukaryota; Dinophyceae; Suessiales; Symbiodiniaceae. The record is from the annotation of a GenBank genome assembly.
AUGUCCACCUUCUCUUUGCAGUCGCCUCCUGGAGUGGGUCCUGUACAGCCCAGCCCACCGCCGCAACUGCGUGUCACUUCGAACGUAAUGCGCCCAGUGGGCCCAGCAGGCCCAAUGCAGGGGUGCCCCGUUCAAGGCUCCGUCCCUGGCUACUACGUGCGAGGGCCAGCACCAGCCAUUCAAGCUGUUCCCGGCGCUCCUCGACCCGUGCCGGGCGUGCCGGGCAUUCCGGGCGUGCCGGGCGUGCCAAGCGCCGUUCAGACCCCCAUUCAUUUGACCCGGCCUGUGCGCUGGAGUGUGCCGCCGGGUGUGCCAGGUGUGCCGGGUGCCUCCGUCGCACCUCCAGGCCCUCCGGGAGUUUCUGCCAGGCCGCAUCCAGUUCCAGUCGUGCCAAAGCAGCCGAUCCAGAUGGCGCCGCCUGUGCAGGCCGUUCAAGCCGUCCAUCCUGUACCGCAGCCACUACAGCCACCGCAACCGCAACCGCAGCCACCGCAGCCAAGCCAGCCAAGCGAGUCAUGCCAGCCCACACAGCCAAGACAGCCAAGCCAACCUGUCCACCCCAUGCAAGUCCUUGCCCAGUCUUUGGCCGCACUUGCCACCCCACAGGCAGAACAGCAGGAGCCUGAGACGUCAGAGGAGACACACCAAAGCGAGGACUCCUCUGAGACUAGCCCGGCAACUGGAGAAGCAACUUUAAGCCCACCUCCAGACUCGCCUAACACCGAUCUGGUGGCACCAGAGGCCGCUCGCAACACCACUGUGAAGGUGGAGCCUGCUGCUCCGCUGGUGGACAGAAUAGCAGGCAAGAACGCUGCCGACCUGGAAUCUAUGGAAUCACAUGGACCUGUCGGGAGUAACUGCACGAAAGCAGCUCGACAUCGCGAGCAGCCCGCUUUGGCAUCUCUUGCGGCAGCCUUUGUUGCCGGCAUGGACGACGCCCACUUGCAACGAGGCUGCGAGGCAACGGUGCGGAAACUGGAGUUACCAGAAGCAGGAUUGUAUCCGGACACAGAGGACGCAGGUCUGGCUGAGUGGCCGACUUGGGUGGACAGCACAGCCGAGGACGCCAGUCGCGGUGGGGCGAUUGCUUUCCUGCCUUCUGACGUCCGGAGUGAUUCUCAUUGUAUAUAUUUUAUUCACGGUGGUGGGUUCGAGUAUGGUUCGCCGCUGGAAGAUGGCUAUGAUAGCCUAUGCUCGCGAAUCGCAGCAGGCUCAGGCCUCGUGGUGGUAUGCCCAGAUCAUCCUUUAUCCGGGGAGAAUCGGCCUUUCAAAGCACCUGAAAUUUUAGAUGGGCUGCUGAAGGGCUUGCGGUGGCUGCUGCGAUUCGACCCGGUGACAAAGGAGAGGAGAAUAUCUGCCCCAAAGGUGAUCGUAGCUGGUGAUUCUGCGGGCGCUACGCAGGCGCUUUCAACUGCACUGCGUGCGCUGGCGCAAGAGGACCUCGAACUUUCCGCAUCCAUUUGUGGACUCAUCCUGAUCUCACCAUGGCUCGACUUGAGCUGUGGCAGCCACACCUAUGUAAGCAAUGCUUAUGCGGAGGAAGGACACACCGGCGACAUUGCCUUCCGCGAGCACGCCGACGACAACCGAGCAUCCUUCCGUCGUAUGGCCAUGACAUACACUGGCUCGCCUGCGCUUCUGAAGGAUCCCGUGCUGAGUCCCUAUUGGCUGGCUCGCAACUUGGAUGCGGAGCUUGGAGACAAGCUUGCCAAGUCGCGGAUGCCCAUAUGGAUUUGCGCUGGAGCUGCAGAAACAUUGGUUGGGGAGGUCCUGGACUUUGCAGAACGACUGCGUGGCAAGGUGCCCGUUGAAGCGUGGCUCCAUGAAGGCAUGUUCCAUGACUGGGUGAUGUAUACUGCAGACCACCCUCUUCCAAGCAAGGAUACCGCAAUGAACCACAUGUUCGACUUCCUCACUCGACUACGAGACCCACUCGGUGCCAUGGCGCCAGGCAUCCAUUACUACAUCGACGAGUGGAAAUGA